This is a messenger RNA of Phaedon cochleariae (mustard beetle), 1451 nucleotides long. The record is from the annotation of a GenBank genome assembly. Lineage: Eukaryota; Metazoa; Arthropoda; Insecta; Coleoptera; Chrysomelidae.
GUGAUUAUUAUGGUAAUGUUUGUUCAUGAUGAUAUGACACCAAAUGGGUGAUACAUACUAUACAUACUUACCUAGUCGAAUUUCAUUAUAAACAUCAAGUGGUCCGUCGAUUCCGUGGAAGUUCAAAUGAAAUUUUAGUGAGAAAAAUCAGUUUCACAUCAUACUCUUUAUGUGGUGAAAUUUUUGAGAAAGCUUGUGAAUUCAUUGAUUAGUUUCCUGACUCAAAAGAGUUUUUCUACUUCUCAAAUUUGGAAAGGUAUUGCAAAUGAUCUACUAUGGCACCGAAUGAACUAUCCAGUUGGAUACAAAAAUCAUUGAAUGACAGAUAUUUUGGAGAAAAGGAGAUUAAAUUCGAAAACAGUAAUGGUAAGACCGGAGGAUACCUUGGUAGUCUCCUGUUCGGCAAAAUAAGAGGCAACAAUCCUGAUGGAGAAUCUGAAGAUGUAGACAUCGUCGUGAAAUAUGGAAAGAAAGAUGAUAAGGAAUUUUUGAGAAUUGCAUUCCACCGUGAAGCUAUGGUUUAUGAGAAAAUCGUACCACUUUUUAUGGACCUCCAAAGGAAAAAAGGAAUACAAAUGCCCUUUGAUUCUGUCCCCAAGUGUUACCAGACUAUUGAAAAUCAGAACUUGGAGGCGAUAAUUCUUGAGGAUAUGAGGAAGAGUGGAUACCGCCUUCACAACAGAACAAUACCAAUGGACCUACCACACCUAAAGUUGAUUCUUGAAAAUUAUGCCAAAUGGCAUGCUCUAUCCUUUGCAGUACGGGACCAAAAUAAUGGGGAACUAGAAAGUAACAAACUGACUAAUGUUGCGAGGUAUUACUUUCGAAAGGAUUCCACUCGGAAGCUUCUAGUUAAAUAUACAAAAUAUGCUCAUCAGAUAUUACUUGAGAAAAAUGAGCAUUUUCUAGCAGACACACUAGAACGAAUACUCCAAAAGGGAGUUGCUGAUACCAUCUUGGAAGUUUUGAAUUCUGAUGUUGAUGAGUGUGUGAUAACACAUGGUGAUGGCUGGAACAAUAAUUUCUUGUUCAAGUACGAGGAAAACAACUCGAAUAUUCCUACAAAACUGGCAAUCAUCGAUUGGCAGCUAGCAUCUUUACACUCUCCAGCUCUGGAUCUAUCUCUACUCAUAUACACUUCUUCCUCAAAAACUGAACUUUCACAUUUCGAAGAACUAUUGAAAUUCUACCACUCAACUCUAACAAGUUUCCUGAAAGAACUAGGAAGCAAUGCCGAGGAUAUCUUCAGUUUUUCCCAACUGAAAGAACAUUGGUACAGAUACUCAGUCUUCGGGUUUUUGUGGUCAUUGACAUUCUUGAGAGUCGUUUUAUCAGAAGAUGAUGGUUCUCCUGAGGAAGAUAUGUUUGAUCUGAUUAUCAAAAAUAAAUCUGACUUCGAUGAAAGGCUCAUUGCUUUAGUGAAGCACCAUUUUCUGUUCAGAUUCACGUAG